Messenger RNA from Ipomoea nil (Japanese morning glory), 4497 nucleotides. Its product is annotated as myosin-1-like. The coding region runs from base 844 to 4335 and encodes 1163 amino acids. Gene Ontology annotation, cellular component: myosin complex; cytoplasm; actin cytoskeleton. The transcript has 23 exons. Gene Ontology annotation, molecular function: actin filament binding; microfilament motor activity; ATP binding. The record is from RefSeq and is a predicted model, not a curated record. Lineage: Eukaryota; Viridiplantae; Streptophyta; Magnoliopsida; Solanales; Convolvulaceae. Gene Ontology annotation, biological process: actin filament organization; vesicle transport along actin filament.
CAGAGUGAAGAGAAGCAAAUAUCGGAAAAAGGUGCUCGCCUUCUCUACACGCUUUGUGAUUCUGCCGGACGCUCUCUCUGAGCCUGCUGUUUCUCUAGGUCCGUCACUUCUCAAAGUCUUGCCGGUUGUUCUCAGGUACUUUUUGAUCGGAGUUCUGAUUGGAGAAUUGAGUGCCGCCCUUCGACUUCAUUUGAUAAUUUCUUCGUGUUUUCUACGAGAUCAAUGUUCUAGCACGCUGUUUCAGAUGUCAGGUUUGAAUUCUUAGUAUUUAUAAGGAGUUAUUACUGCUGGCGAAGCAUUAUUGAAGCGGAUUCAAGCUCGGGAGUGUUCGAUUUUUUUGUUGUCUGAUCAGUUGUUGUUAAGUCUGUUUACUGUUUUUGGAGAGAUCCAAGUUGAAACCUUCGGAUUCUGAUCCGGAGAUUCUCAUCUGAUUGAAAUAUUGAAUGACUAUUCAUAUCUGGUGACUUAUUAUUUAGUUUCAUUGGAAUUUGAGAUUUUCUGUGUUUUGAAUAUUAUACUUUGUUAAUUCACCAUUAUAGUUUAUAGUUUAGAGUCGAUGUUGGUGUGGGGAAUGACAAUAUGACAUGAUUGACUAGUGAGGAGCCACCAUUUGGUGUUUGCUGUUGUUGGUGGUGUGUGUAUAGCAUGCUAUAUACUUGUAUAUUAGGUUCCCCCAUUAAGUUAGGCAGAGAUAGGCCUAGUGGGAACUUUGAGAAAGUUUGAUUUGCUUUUUCUGAAGGAAAAUAAAGCAGAAAAGGUUAGUUUUAUCCAAUUAUUAGAACCUGGAUCAUCUUGAUCUCUUUUUUUAAAAAUAAUUUCUUCAAAGGAGAAGUGGUUAGUAGAAUGGCACAGAGAGGUAAAGGUCUUCAUUCAAUCAAAUCUUUACCUGUGGAUUUUGAAUUUGUGAAGUCUGAUUCUUCAGAGCAACUUGAUGUGGGAAAUGAUACUGGUUAUAGAAUGACAUCAAAUAGUAUACCAGAGAAUGGGGAAUUUUUGAGUAAGGUUAAUGGCAAUGUUAAUAGGGAUAAUGAUGAAUCCCCUUAUAGAAGUUUGAGCUUUCCUAUGGAUGAAAGGCCUUUUGCAGUUUUAGAUGAUCCGAAUAUUGCUACCUCUCAUUUACUUUCAUUUGCCCCCACUGCUGUUGAAUCAAAGUGGAGUGACACCAGCUCAUAUGCCACCAAAAAGAAGUCACAUUCUUGGUUUCAACUUCCCAAUGGGAAAUGGGAGCUUGCGACGAUCAUUUCCACCUCUGGAACUGAGUCAGUGAUAUCAUUUCCUGAGGGAAAAGUGUUGAAAGUGAAAUCUGAAAAUCUGCUACCAGCUAAUCCUGAUAUCCUUGAUGGGGUUGAUGAUCUUAUGCAACUAAGUUAUCUAAAUGAGCCAUCAGUUUUGAACAAUCUUCAGUAUCGCUACAGUCAAGAUAUGAUAUAUACAAAAGCUGGACCAGUUCUUGUAGCCAUUAAUCCAUUUAAGAAAGUUCCAUUAUAUGAAAAUGAUCACAUCGAAGCAUAUAGGCGUAAAUCCAUUGAGGGUCCACAUGUAUAUGCUAUAACAGAUACAGCAAUGAGGGAAAUGGUGCGAGAUGAAGUAAAUCAGUCUAUCAUUAUAAGUGGGGAAAGUGGAGCAGGCAAAACAGAGACAGCAAAGAUAGCAAUGCAAUACUUGGCUGCACUCGGAGGUGGCAGUGGAAUUGAGUAUGAGAUUCUGAAAACAAAUCCCAUCUUGGAAGCCUUUGGUAAUGCAAAAACAUUAAGGAAUGAUAACUCAAGUCGAUUUGGAAAACUGAUUGAGAUUCACUUUAGUCAGACAGGAAAGAUAUCAGGGGCAAAUAUUCAAACUUUUCUACUUGAAAAGUCAAGGGUUGUACAGUGUGCGGAGGGAGAAAGGUCAUAUCAUAUCUUUUAUCAACUUUGUGCAGGAGCACCACCUCUGCUCAGAGGGAAACUAAACUUGAAGGGGUUGAAUGAUUAUAAGUAUUUGAGGCAAAGCAAUUGUCACUCCAUAUCUGGGGUUGAUGAUGCUGAACAAUUUCAAGUUGUAGUGGAAGCUCUUGAUGUUGUCCAUGUUAGCAAAGAGGACCAGGAGAGUGUAUUCUCAAUGCUAGCAGCUGUGUUGUGGCUAGGGAAUAUCUCUUUUACAGUUGUUGACAAUGAGAACCAUGUUGAACCUGUUGUUGAUGAAGGGCUAUCUACUGUUGCUAAUUUACUGGGUUGUGAUGUUGAGGCAUUAAAGCUGGCUUUAUCAACUCGAAAGAUGAGGGUUGGAAAUGAUAAUAUAGUUCAAAAGCUAACUCUAAUUCAGGCCAUUGACACAAGAGAUGCAUUGGCAAAAUCAGUUUACGCUUGUUUAUUUGACUGGUUGGUUGAACAAAUAAAUAAGUCACUUGCAGUUGGCAAACGACGAACUGGGAGGUCUAUUAGUAUUCUUGAUAUUUAUGGUUUUGAAUCUUUUGAGAGGAAUAGCUUUGAGCAGUUCUGUAUUAAUUAUGCCAAUGAAAGGUUGCAGCAACACUUUAAUCGUCACUUGUUUAAGUUGGAACAAGAGGAAUACAUUCAAGAUGGCAUUGACUGGAAAAGAGUUGAUUUUGAAGACAAUACAAACUGUCUAAAUCUUUUUGAGAAGAAACCACUUGGAUUGUUAUCUCUUUUAGAUGAGGAGUCAACCUUUCCUAAUGGCACAGACUUGACAUUUGCAAAUAAACUCAAGCAACACUUAAAUUCUAAUCCUUGUUUCAAAGGCGAUCGAGGCAAAGCUUUUACAGUAUGCCAUUAUGCUGGCGAGGUCACAUAUGAUACAUCUGGUUUUCUUGAGAAGAAUCGUGAUUUACUCCAUCUGGAUUCCAUUCAACUUCUCUCUUCUUGCAAGUGCCACCUUCCCCAGAUUUUUGCAUCCAAUAUGUUAUUUCAAACUGAGAAGAUUGUUGUAGGCCCCUUGUAUAAAUCAGGUGGUGCUGAUUCUCAGAAAUUAAGCGUUGCCACAAAAUUCAAGGGUCAACUAUUCCAAUUGAUGCAACGGCUUGAGAGUACGACAUCACAUUUCAUACGCUGUAUCAAACCCAACAACUUUCAAUCUCCUGGAAAGUACGACCAAGGACUUGUUUUGCAGCAGUUGCGAUGUUGUGGUGUUUUAGAAGUAGUUCGAAUAUCCAGAUCUGGAUUUCCUGCAAGAAUGUCCCAUCAAAAAUUUGCUAGAAGAUAUGGGUUUCUGCUACUGGACCAUGUUGCCUCGCAAGACCCACUAAGUGUUUCAGUUGCAAUUCUUCAUCAGUUCAAUAUUCUGCCUGAUAUGUAUCAGGUUGGCUAUACCAAGUUGUUCUUCCGAACUGGGCAGGUUGGGGUGCUUGAGGAUACUAGAAAUCGCACCCUCCAUGGUAUCUUAAGUGUUCAAAGCUGCUUUAGAGGUCACCAAGCUCGUAAAUCCCUUAAAGAAUUGAAGAGAGCAAUUGUUACUCUCCAGUCAUUUGUUCAUGGUGAAAAAAGCAGAAGAGAUUAUGCAAUCUUGCUACAGAAAUACAGAUCAGCUGUGUGUAUACAGAAGCAUGUAAAGGAGAGGAUUCAUAGGAGAACUUACAGAAAUGUGUGUAGUGCAUCCAUCCUGAUACAAUCAGCUAUACGUGGAUGGCUGGUAAGAAGAUGCUCUGGAGACAUAGGGCUUCUACAGUUUGGUAGCAAGCAGGGUAACGAGUCUGAAGAGGUAUUGGUGAAGUCUACAUUCCUAGCUGAAUUACAACGCAGAGUUCUAAGGGCUGAAGCUGCACUAAGAGAAAAAGAUGAGGAGAAUGACAUCCUUCACCAACGGCUCCAGCAGUAUGAAAACCGUUGGUCAGAAUAUGAGUUGAAAAUGAAGUCUAUGGAAGAAGUGUGGCAAAAACAAAUGAGAUCAUUACAGUCAAGUCUAUCUAUUGCGAAGAAGAGCCUGGCUUUAGAUGAUUCUGCACGGAACUCAGAUGCAUCAGUGAAUGCAAGUGACGACAAAGAGUCUACUUGGGAUAUAGGGAACAACAGGACCGCCCUCGAGAACAAUGGAGUGAGGCCUGUGCGUGCAGGUCUAAGUGUUAUUGGCCAAUUAGCUGAAGAGUUUGAACAAAGGAGUCAAGUAUUUGGUGACGAUGCAAAGUUUUUGGUUGAGGUUAAAUCUGGUCUGACCGAGGCCAACUUGAAUCCUGAUCAUGAGCUUAGAAGACUGAAACAUAUGUUUGAAUCUUGGAAAAAGGACUACGGAGUAAGGCUAAAGGAAACCAAGGUUAUAUUGCAUAAACUGGGAAGUGAAGAAGGGGCUAGUGAUAAAAUGAAAAAGAAAUGGUGGGGAAGGAGGAAUAGUUCAAGGUUUAACUGAGUGAUUUGUAAACGUAAAUAAAUUGUAUUGUUUGCAUUUUGAGUUGCAUCACUACUCACUAGCAAGCUGGAGUAAUUUUGUAUAGAAGUGAAAUGUUUAGUUGUGUAAUUUAAAUCCUUGAUAGCCAUUUGCAUAAUUUGUGAACAAUGAUUCAUAUAUUUA